Paecilomyces variotii is the source of this 381-nucleotide messenger RNA. RefSeq names its product putative UV-induced protein uvi15. NCBI's taxonomy places the organism in Eukaryota, Fungi, Ascomycota, Eurotiomycetes, Eurotiales, Thermoascaceae. The record is from RefSeq and is a predicted model, not a curated record. The transcript has 2 exons. Bases 1 to 381 code for a protein of 126 amino acids.
AUGUCUGCAAAGCCUCAAGGUGAUCCACCCGCAUACCCUCCGCCAGUGCAUCAGGACGCCGGUCCCUACUAUCCGCCUCAGGGACCGCCUGCUGGCUACCCUCAGUCCCCUCCUCCCGGCGCUGGCGCAGACUACUACAACAGCCAUCCUGCUGCCUACGGUCCUCCUCCCGGCCAGUACGGCUCUCCUCCGCCCCAGGGAUACUAUCCGCCGCCGCAGCAAGGCUACGGCCCCCCACCCCCAGGCGGGAUGUACUACCAACAGGGUCCGCCUCCACAGGGAUACUAUGCUCAGGAUCGGGGUGGUAGCGGCGCAGAAGGCCUGUGCGCAGGUAUCAUGGCUGCGUUGGCCUGCUGCUGCUGUAUGGAUUUGCUAUUCUGA